AUGAACAAAUCAAUUUUAUUACUUGUUUUGUUGGCCGUCGCUGUCACCUCAGCUGCCAUCCAAAAACAAAAGUGUACCUGUACCUACCACACCGGUGAAACCCAAGUUAUCACCGCCAAAGAUCAAGCAUCAUGUAAAUCAAAAUGUGAAAUUUUAGCCUCAAUUCAAACCCCAACCUGUGAUAUCUCCACCUGUCUCUGUCAAUGUCCAAAGGCCAACAGAAAAUGUACCAACGGUGGUAGUGCUGCUGCUACUCACUCCUCCUCUGCUGGUGGUCAUGCCGCUUCUGCUGGUGGUAGCUCUGCUGGUGGUUCCGCUGGUUCCGCUGGUUCCUCAUCAUCAUCUGGUUCGGGUUCAGGUUGCUCUGGUUCCGGCUCAUGUACCGGUUCAGGAUCUGGAAGUGGUAGCGGUAGUGGUUCAGGAUCUGGUAGUGGUAGCGGUAGUGGUUCAGGAUCAGGAUCAGGAAUGGCCGAGAACUUCAAGCCAUCUGAAGCAUGCAAUGGUUUCUCUUAA
This is a messenger RNA of Heterostelium album PN500, 513 nucleotides long. RefSeq lists its product as uncharacterized. The transcript has 3 exons. The record is from RefSeq and is a predicted model, not a curated record. The coding region runs from base 1 to 513 and encodes 170 amino acids. Lineage: Eukaryota; Evosea; Eumycetozoa; Acytosteliales; Acytosteliaceae.